Anolis sagrei ordinatus is the source of this 2484-nucleotide messenger RNA. It is a transcript of the gene IFFO1, whose product is annotated as intermediate filament family orphan 1. Lineage: Eukaryota; Metazoa; Chordata; Lepidosauria; Squamata; Anolidae. The record is from RefSeq and is a predicted model, not a curated record.
GGGCUCCCCAACCCGCCCGCCGCCGCAGUCCCCCCGCCGGGCGCCGCAGCCAUGAACCCGUUAUUCGGGCCCAACCUCUUCUUCCUGCCGCAGGCGGAGCAGGACUCUCCUUUCGGGCUCUUCCCGGGCGGAGGGAGAAGGGGCGAGGAAGAGGACGAGGAGGAAGAGUGGGGCCCGGCCUUCGGGGAGCCUUUCUCCUCCACCACCACCACCUCCUCCUCCGCCAUGGCGCUCCGCAACGACCUGGGCUCCAACAUCAACGUGCUCAAGACGCUCAACCUGCGCUUCCGAUGCUUCCUGGCCAAAGUGCACGAGCUGGAGCGCCGCAACCGGCAGCUGGAGAAGCAGCUCCAACAGGCCCUCGAAGGGGGAGGCAAUGGGGGAGGAGGGGGAGGGGGCAGCGCGCGGCGCUCCAGCAUCUCCCGGCGCGACCAAGGCGUCCAGACGGGCUUCGUGGGGCCCAUCCGCCCGCUCGGGCUGCCCUUGGCGGGAAGCAUCGCCCCGCGGGUGCUGGGCUCCCCCAGCCCCAACCCCGCGCGGAGCUUGGCCUCCCCCGGCUGCCACCCGGGAGCCCCCUUGGCGCCCAGCAGCCUCGCCUCGCCUUCCUCCUCCUCCUCCUCCUCCGCCUCGACGCGCUUCCUGCCGGGCACCAUCUGGUCCUUCUCGCAGCCGCGGCGCCUGGGGCCCGGGCCGGAGACCACGCUGGUGCAAGGGCCCGGCGUCUCCUGGCUCCACCCGGACGGCGUCGGCGUCCAGAUCGACACCAUCACCCCCGAGAUCCGCGCCCUCUACAACGUCCUGGCCAAAGUCAAGCGCGAGCGCGACGAGUACAAGCGACGGUGGGAAGAGGAGUAUACCUUGCGGGUUCAGCUUCAAGACCGAGUGGCUGAGCUAAAUGAGGAAGCUCAAGAGUCAGAGGCUUGUCAGGAAGAACUGGCAAUGAAGGUGGAACAACUGAAGGCUGAACUGGUUGUUUUCAAGGGGCUGAUGAGUAAUAACCUCACUGAGCUGGAUACCAAAAUUCAAGAGAAAGCCAUGAAAGUGGACAUGGACAUCUGUCGGCGUAUAGACAUUACGGCUAAGCUGUGUGACGUGGCCCAGCAGCGCAACUGUGAGGACAUGAUCAAAAUGUUUCAGUCUCUGCACUUAUCUCCCAUUAAGGUCCCAAGCACAGUGGGGCGGAAGCGAGAGCGCAAGCUGGUCAGUGAUGAAGACACUUCCCUGUCUGAGAGCGAGGCCUCCAAAAAACCGGAAGAGGAAGAGGAGGAUGAGACCACAGCCAUGAGCAUCAAUGAGGAGAUGCAAAGGAUGCUCAACCAGCUGAGGGAGUAUGACUUUGAAGAUGACUGUGACAGCCUCACCUGGGAGGAGACGGAGGAAACGCUGCUGCUUUGGGAGGACUUCUCUGGCUACGCAAUUGCUGCAGCUGAGGCCCAGGGAGAGCAGUCGGAUGACAGUUUGGAGAAGGUGAUCAAGGAUACUGAGUCACUCUUCAAGAGCAGAGAGAAGGAAUAUCAAGAAACCAUCGGCCAAAUUGAGCUGGAGUUGGCAACGGCAAAGAAUGACAUGAACCGACAUCUUCACGAGUACAUGGAGAUGUGUAGCAUGAAGCGUGGACUGGACGUGCAGAUGGAGACCUGUCGCCGGCUCAUCACACAGUCUGGAGAUAGAAAAUCUCCUGCUUUCACUCCGGUACCGAACAGUGAAUCGGCCCCAAACGAGGAAGCGGAGGCGUCCAAUCACAACCUCCCAAAUGAUGCCUCCAUAAGAUAAUGAGGGAGGUCCUGCCCAAUCUACAUCUCCCGCCUCCUGGUCCAGGAGUGGGCAUGUGGCUGUGAGGAGCCCACAUCCCAGCUAUGGCCAUGCGGGGCAGAAGGGGACAAAGAGCCACUGCAGGCGUUUUGCCAUGCCAAAUCCCUCCACCCUUGGAGGUGGAGCUAGGGAAAGAGGCCCAGGGGAACCUUCUCUCCCGGGACUUCUUUUUUCUCUCUCUCUCUUUCCUUGCCUCCCAGGUCUUUACCUCCCACCUCCCCCAUACUUUUUUAUGGGAUGGGAUUUAGUGGGGAGACUCCCGCCUUAUUGUAGCUGCUCCUCCCUAGGGUUUGCCUUACGAUGCUCCCAACCCAUUGUGGCUUCCUCGUAGAUGUAACUCCUCCCCACACUGCCUACCUACGUGCAGAACUGGAACGGAUUACCUCUGCAAAACUUGAACCUUCUCUCGGUGCCAAUUGGGCUUGAAGGCUGGACUCUGUGAUUUCUGCCUGCUUCUUAGAGGACUUGUGCAAAUGCUCCCCGCCCAGGCCACAUCGUACACACCACUGAGAGAGCCUCUCCUUGUGGGGAAGAAGAACAAGCUGACCAUUUCCUACACCUCAGCUGUCUCCCCGCAUUUUGCUUAGUUGUGCACUUAAGUCACAGAAAAGUCCUAUGUGAUGUGCUAUGUCUGGAAAUGAGAACAUUAAAGAGAAAAAAUCCUUUUGUACA